AUGAAUGCCAACCACAGACAAGCAUCUGCAAAGUUGUUGGGUUCUUUGAUUUGCAGCAAUUAUGGAGAAAAGAAGGAAUGUCUCAAACCGAAAGAGAUCAUUGAACAUGUCAGGAUCCUGCAUGGCGUUCACAUAAAUUACAAACAAGCUUGGAGAGUGAAAGAAGAAGCUCAGUUCUUGGUUAGAGGGACUCCUGAAGACAGCUAUUACAAUUUGUCUAGGUGGUUGUACAAAGUCACAGAGACAAACCCUGGUUCGUUAACUUAUCAACAAGUGGAUGCUGCUGGAAAGUUCAAGUAUGCAUUUGUGGCUUUUGGUCCAUCGAUAAGGGGAUUCUCAUUGAUGAGGAAAGUUAUUGCAGUAGAUGGUACAUUUCUGAAGGGAAAAUUCAAUGGGACUUUAUUGGCAGCUUGUGCUCAAGAUGGGGAUUAUCAUCUAUAUCCUUUGGCCUUUGCAGUGGUCGACGCAGAAAAUGGCGCCUCUUGGAAAUGGUUCUUUAGAGGUUUGAGCCAGAUGAUCCCGGACGCUUCGGAUCUUGUUUUUGUAUCAGACAGGGCUAACUCCAUUGCUUCAGCGUUGGAGGAUGUUUAUCCCUUAUCUCACCAUGGAAUCUGCAGGAUCCAUCUGCUCCGCAACAUCACUCCUACAUAUUCAAAUACUGGUCUGCUACCUCUGGUGGAAAGCGUUGCUGAUGCUUACACAUGUCACGAGUUCUGGUUAAUCUUCAAGGACAUAAAGGAUAAAUGUCCUGAAUUGGCCAAGUAUCUGGAAGAUUCGGAUUCUAGGAAGUGGGCACGAUGCUUUGCUCCUGCGAACAAGUACAAUAUCAUGACUACCAACAUUGCAGAGUCUCUCAAUUCUAUGUUGAAGCUGCCUCGUGAGUUGCCACUGAUCUCCCUCCUUGAGACGAUCAGAUUGACACUCACCACUUGA
Brassica oleracea var. oleracea is the source of this 933-nucleotide messenger RNA. RefSeq lists its product as uncharacterized. The transcript has a single exon. NCBI's taxonomy places the organism in Eukaryota, Viridiplantae, Streptophyta, Magnoliopsida, Brassicales, Brassicaceae. The coding region runs from base 1 to 933 and encodes 310 amino acids. The record is from RefSeq and is a predicted model, not a curated record.